UGAGAAAUAUAAAUAAAAUAAUAAUUAAAUAAACGGAAGGAUGUAAGUCCACCGAAAGCACCGCCAUCCAACGACCCGGUUUGAAGCGCGCAUCCCCGGAGCUGACGGUGAGGAAGGCGCAGAGGAAGCGUAGGGCUGCAGAAGGAGAAGGAGAGAGAGAGAAAAACAAACAAACAGAGAAAAAACGCUGCACUGGAUGGUGUGGGAUGAAGAUGAUGAUGAUGUUCCCCUGCACGCCCCGCUGAUACUCAGGGACUGUCAGACUGGUGGUGGUGGUAAGGAUUAUCCAGGAGACAAGCGGAAGGAAGACAGGGAGGAGGGGAGGCAAGAGACAAGCAUCAUCCAGGGAGGACGGCAUUGUGAGUGAGGCUGUCCGACCAUAACGCGGAACAGUAAGAAAUUCAUUAAAAAACGGAGGGGAAAACACUGAAUUAAAACCUGGAUUAGCGUUUUACUUUUUUGCCCUCUCCUUUUUCCCCCUUUCCCCCCUUUUUUUGCAUAUAGACUGUAGUUAUCACCGGAUACUGGAAUUCAGGGAAUAAAGUCAGUUCAUGUUGUUCCAGAAACGCAUGCAGAUCCAGCAGAUCUGAGUGGGAAUACCAGCUCUCCGCUUGUUAUGCAACUCAAAUCAAUUGCGGCUCUUUAGAAAGUGCCCUAAUAUUUCUUUUCCUGGAGCCUGUGUCUGUGUGGUGUUCUCGAGGGCGGCUGGGAUUACUGAGGCUGCUCGCUCAUUCCGGCGUGCGUGUGUGUGUGUGAGUAGGGGGGGUAGGACCAUAUUGGAGGCUUGCUGGUUGGACUCCGCGGAGAGAAGAUGUCGGGGCAGACGCUGACGGACCGCAUCGCCGCGGCUCAGUACAGCCUGACGGGAUCCGAGGUGUGCCGAGCGGUGUGCAAAGCCACCACGCACGAACAGACAGCCCCGAAGAAGAAACACUUGGAGUACCUGAUCCAGGCCACCCAAGAAACCAACGUGAACGUCCCCCAGAUGGCCGACACGCUGAUAGAGAGGGCUGGCAAUGCCAGCUGGGUGGUGGUUUUCAAAGCCCUGAUCACCACACACCACCUUAUGGUGCAUGGCAAUGAGAGAUUCCUCCAGUUCCUGGCAUCUAGAAACACCUUGUUCAACCUCAGCAACUUCCUGGACAGAACUGGCUCCCAUGGCCUCGACAUGUCCACAUUUAUCAGACGCUACAGCCGCUAUCUCAACGAGAAGGCGUUUGCCUACAGACAGAUGUCUUUUGACUUUGGCCGUGUCAAGAAAGGAGCUGAGGGUGUGAUGAGGACCAUGUCAGUAGAGAAGCUGCUGAAAGGAAUGCCUACUCUGCAGAGCCAGAUCGACGCACUGCUGGAAUUUGAUGUGCAUCCAAAGGAUCUCAACAAUGGAGUGAUAAAUGCCUGCUUUCUCCUGCUCUUCAAAGAUCUGAUCAAGUUAUAUGCUUGCUAUAAUGACGGCAUCAUCAACCUGUUAGAAAAAUUUUUUCAAAUGAAGAGAAGCCAGUGUAAAGAUGGGCUUGAGAUCUACAAGCGGUUCCUGACAAGAAUGACUCGAGUUUCCGAAUUCUUCAAAAUUGCUGAGGAAGUGGGAAUAGACAAAAAUGACAUACCUGAGCUUACUAAGGCCCCCGAAAGCCUUCUGGCAUCUCUGGAGACCCACCUCAACACUUUGGAGGGGAAGAAACCAGAGGAUAAGUCGCCCACAAAGGAUGCUACCGCUAACAAUAGCAUGCCAGCAGCAGCAGCACCUGCUGCGCCAGCCAAGCCCGCACCUCCCGCUGCUUCCGGUGGGCCUCCAGCCCGCCCCGUGCCGCCUGCCAAGCCCCCUCCACCCUCUGUCACUCCCACUGCACCAGUCCCCACCACUGCCAGCAAUGCACUUGAUGAUGGAUUCCUCUUGGAUCUAGAUCCCAUGUCCUCCUCAUCAGCAGGGGGCACUGCAGCAGCUUCCUCCACAACUGGAUGGGGAGAUCUCUUGGCGACUCCGGCCGCUACCGACGGAGCUUCUGAAUCUCUCCUGGCAAAGAAAGAGUCUGCUGAAGCCAAUGCUGCGGCUGCUGCUGCCCCCGUGGCUGCCCCGCCCAUAGCCCCUGCUCGUUCCACCACUGCUGCGGCUGCGCAGGCGCCCACCUCGCUGCCCAUCUCUGCUCCUGCCUCCACCACCUCAGCCACAGACAUCGACCUUUUCGGAGAUGCGUUUGCACCUUCCCCAGGAGAUGGUCCUGCUGCCGUGGCUGCGGGCCCUGCUGCUGAUGCAUUUGGUGGAUCUGACCCCUUCGCUACAACGGAGGGCAGUGCGGACAUUGCUCCAGAACUGGACCUGUUUGCUAUGAAGCCCACCGACACGGGGGCGGAUGCUGCUGCCAUUACUCCUCCCACCUCUAGUGAUGCGCCGACUAUCAUCGCUCCCAUUGCUGCCCCCACCCCUUCUUCCACUAAUACCACCACCACAACUACUACUGCCACAACCACCACCGACACCACCACAGAGUCUGCAGCUGCCCCGACUCUAGAUCUCUUUGGUGAUAUGUUUGAUUCUAUGCCUGAGCAAAGCCCUACCACUGAAUCCAAAGCUGCUACCACUCCUAGCGUAGACCUUUUUGGUGCAGACCUUCCUGCUGUUUCACGCGGGCCCUCUCCUUUGCCUGAGCCGGCUCCGGCUGGAGACAUUGUGACGGAUUCGUUUUCAUCUCCUGCUUCUACCCCUGCCGCUGCCCCGGCUCCUGCUUCUGUUCCUGCGGCAGGGACCUCAUCUCCACCUGAAGCAGAGCCAGAGCCUGUCAUUGACCUGUUGGACUCUUUCGGGGGCCCUGUGGAGGAAACGCAGAGUCCUGCUCCUGUAGGACUUGAGGACGACCUGCUGGGAGGACUAAUGUCCCCCACCCUCACCCCUGCUGCCGCUCCAGCCCUGGCUCCAGCUCUGGUGCAGAAUGACCUCCUGGAGACGGGUUUUGAUGCCUUGGGCGCGCUUCCUUCGCCAGCUCCACCAGUACCUGCUGUAGUGGCAGCAGUACCAAUAGUUCCAGCUCCAGCAACAGCGGCAGAACCUCCAUCCACCACAUCAGCACCCUCUGGUGGCUUUGAUGCUUCAAUGUUUGAUGGAUUAGGUGACUUGCUGAUGCCUAGUGUAACGCCCCAGAGCACUGGGGGCAGCACUACUGGAAGUACUACAGGAAGCAUGGGAACUCCUGUUGCAGUGGGGGGUAUUGCAGCCGCUCCAUCCGCCACCCCUCCUGCUACCAAAACCAUUGUAGGAGAUCUGGACACAUCGCUGGCCAACCUGGUUGGAGACCUUGGAGUAAAGAAAAAGGACUCACAGAGUGAGAAGAAGCUGACAGGAGGUGCAAACUGGAUGCCACAGGUAGCCCCCACAAGCUGGGCUACACCGGGAGCCCCCAUGACUGGUGCCACCCCUGGAGCUCCUGGGGUGCCAGGAGCAGCUCCCCCUGGUGCAGCCAUGGUGCCACCAAUGAGUGCACAGCCUGGCUUUGGCAUGCCUCCUGCAGCAGGGCCUGGAGCUCCUAUGAUGCAGCCCAUGAUGGGACAGCCCAUGAUGAGACCUCCCUUCACUGGGGUGGCCGGAGUUGCACCUGGAGCCGCUGCACCAGGAGCACCGCUUUCUCCAGGACCUGCAAGCCAGAGCCCCAAGAAGCCCAAGGACCCAUUGGCAGAACUUGACCUCAAGGACUUCUUAUAACACCCCAGCUGCUUCCCUCUUUGGAUGAGAGCCCCCUCACCUUUUUACCUGGUGUCUGUCAACAUCUCAGGAUACCAGCGAUGUUCAGCUAUUCAACCUUAUUAAGAGCCUCUUUUCUCCACCCUACUCCAGCCCAGCCCUUCUCCUGUGUGAUGUUGUAGCACAAACUGUGAAAGUGAACCAUAGCAGAUUACAUAUAAAUAUACGAGAAAAAAAUAAAAGUGUGUGCUUAUGUCGAUGUACCAAACUUUUGUCUAAACAAAAUCACUUAAAAAAAAUAAUAAUUAAGCGCGAGAAAGCGAAGGCGUACGUGUUCGGAUUCAUUUCUAGUACUAAGUCGAAUGAUGGAUGUGCUUUGGUGUCCUGAGCUCCUCCCCUUAUUUGUCUCCGCCCCUUUCUUUGUCCAUACACCCUUUGUAAAGGGGGAGGGGGUCUCCUUUUGUCCCGCUCUGAUUGGAUUAGAGUGGGAAAAACAAACAAACCCCCGGGAGAUUUUUCUGAGAAACAUGCUGUGUGUUGUUUACAGAAAGGUCCUCUUUGAUGUACAUAGAUUUCUCCGGGCGAGGAUUUCGUCUCUAUUCUGUACGUGUGUUGAAGAGAAAUAUAAAUGUGAGUCAGACAUGAAGUUGUAAGAAGUGGUGUGAGUAUCCUUCUAUUUACCAUGAUCUUUCAACACUAUUUGGAAGCAAAUAUGACUACCGCUACAUGAUUAAUAUACUGUGUAUUUAGAAACCUCUUCUAUGGGCUUCUGAGUCAUACAAGACCAGCAAGUGAUCCUUUUGUUUGUUUCUCUUGUUUUUCUUGUUUUUAACUGGUGGCUUAUUUUUCUACAUUUCUUCUUUUGUCUUUUUGUUUUAUGUUAUUCAUUUGUAUAUGUUCUGUUUGUUGUAGAAUAAUCCUCCAUACUGCUACUGAUAUUUGCUGGUAUUUCUAUUACAGGACAUAUCUUAAAAUGUACUUCUUCAGCACGGAGGUAAAUUCAGACUAUUCCUGUCUAACUGUCUACGUAAGUCUGCUUUUGACACUUCUCACACGGGGAAUGUCUGGUGCCUGUUCUUUCUUUCAGACUUUCUCAAUAGCAAUGCCAUACCAAACCCUGUGUUCAGCCAGCUCAAAUUAAUCAAUUUGACAUCCAGUUGAUUUAAGGAUUGAAAUUUAUAUUGAGUCAUUUCUAAGAACAGCAGUUAAUCAACAUGGUAACCUAGCAACAACUAGAAAAUCCCAUCACUGACUUGGGUGCGGAUUAAAGGUACGUUAUGGAGUUUGCAUACGAUAUUCUGCUUGCAUUCAGUAUUUCACACCAAAGAAAGCUGUUUAAGUAUCCCCGAUCCGUUGAUUAUGGUUAUGAAUACGAAGCAUUUACUUCAUGUAAAGAAAAACCUUUGAAAUGUACAGUGUUUACACCUCCUCAUCAAAACCUUACUCCUGUUAGCAGUGGAAAACUCCACAUGGUACCUUUAACUUCAGUGUUAUCUAGCAGUAUGCACCCACUGAUCAAACGUGGCCAAGUUAUAAUGUGAAGAAAAAAAUCCAAUCCUGCUGCUGUCUGAACACUGCGUUUGAGUUCUUCAUAUGAUCAGUACUGACGAUCGGCCAUUUUUUAGUGGAACUGUAUGUAAUUCUGUAUGUGGCCACAUGAGGAACAGUGUGUAGAGAAACCCACAGGAGGUCACUGUCGAACCUUCUGAACGUGUUCCCCAAAGCACUUCUGUUCCUGCUUACUUACAUUGGAAUCUGUAUGUUUUCAGUGUUGACAUAUGCAUAUGUUUGGACAUUGUUUAACACCAGUCCCCCUCUCCUGUGCUGUAAACUACAGACAGUUAUCAAGCUUAUUCUGUGUGUUGUCCUCUUAGUGGAUUGGUUGUGUGAAUCAGAUGUGAUUCAGAGAAAAUAAUGGGAGAUUAUUAACAUUUUUCAUGACUAAAUUAUGAAAAUUGUAUUUUUGUUUAGUUGUAAAUUUAUUUUAUUUACAAUGGCCCUCCCCAUGUGCAUGUAAGCCCUUUGAGAUGCAAUAAAUUCAAUGAUGGAUUGAA
Messenger RNA from Neolamprologus brichardi, 5724 nucleotides. NCBI's taxonomy places the organism in Eukaryota, Metazoa, Chordata, Actinopteri, Cichliformes, Cichlidae. The record is from RefSeq and is a predicted model, not a curated record.